Molecule: messenger RNA, 3053 nt
Organism: Asterias rubens (European starfish)
Lineage: Eukaryota; Metazoa; Echinodermata; Asteroidea; Forcipulatida; Asteriidae
Product: CST complex subunit STN1-like
Exons: 9
Coding region: 150-1265 (371 amino acids)
Biological process (GO): nucleotide-excision repair; double-strand break repair via homologous recombination; DNA replication
Cellular component (GO): DNA replication factor A complex; chromosome, telomeric region; site of double-strand break
Molecular function (GO): nucleic acid binding
Source: RefSeq, a predicted model, not a curated record
GGACAGAACUAUAUCAGUAUAUCGUUUUGAUGCCAGCAAUGUGAUUGCUUUCAUCGUUCUCGUUGGGCCUCAUAAUAAAUAUCGUUGGUGUAAAGUUCUCUUAGUUUUAUUAACGAGUACAAAAUGAAGCUUUUCUCCCCAAAGUAGGCAUGGCAGCUGGUGAGAAUUUAGACUUUGUACCGCAUCGGUUUUGGCAUACAGAUUCCGUGUACAAAUCACAUGUCAAACUUUACAUCGUUGAUAUUGUAUCUUUAUUGGACUACCCGAUGGGGAAAGGAGCCUUUGCCUAUAAGAACCAUCCUGUGUACAGAGUUGACAUCUUGGGAUGGAUUGUGAGAGUGGAGGAAAGAGCAAAGAUGUUCAACUAUGGAGUCGACGACGGAACAGGAGUUGUUAAUUGCUGUUGCUGGAAACCAAAGGGGAGAGAUAAACCAGCAGCUGUCAACCCAGAUUCCUCAUUCCGAGAAUUCGUCACAGACAAAAUACAGACCCACCAGAUGCAGCAGUUAACGUGCAUGGAGCUGGGUGACAUCAUCCAUGUCAGAGGUCGUCUCAAUCGUUAUCGAAACAGAGUGGAGGUAUCUGCAUCCUACUUCAGAAAAGUUGAAGAUCAGUCCUGCAAAGCUGAGAUAUACCGCAUGGAAGAACUACCUAACAUGUACCAGAAUGUGUAUGAUCGGCCUUUUGUUCUCCCAAGCAUUGUUACAAGUCAGUUGCGACUUGAGUCUGAAGAAUCAGAGAGCGGAGUCCAAAGGGAGGCUGACUUGGUGGAUCGGUUAUGCAUUUAUCUGCGCAGUCAACUAGGAGACCCUUCUAACGGAUUCCAAAACUUCUUCCUGAGAGAAUUGGAGACAAUUGAAGCAGUUAUGGACAUAGCAUCGUGUCCGUGUCUGGAGUACAAACAAGAUAGUGUAGGAGGAAAGGCACCCAUCAGACAGAUCCGUAACAUCAUCAAACAAUCAGUAGACCGCUUAGACAGAGAGGGCAUAGUUAUCAGAAGUGGAAACGAAAAAGAGAUGUUCCAGGUAGCUCAGGAAAGUUUGACUUCAUGGCUAGAAAAGACGAUCCUUAAAAUUCUGAGAGCUGAUUGUCAACUUCCCAAAUAUGAGAAAGGCUGCCAUUAUUUGCACGUGAUGGACCGACUGCACAACUUAAACCCUUUCCAGAAUAUUUCAGCUCAAGCUGUCAAACUGGCAUUAGAUCGGCUGGAGGAACAGAGCGAAGUUAUCAGCACAACAUUCAAGCACUUCAUCCCUUUCAGCUGACCAGGAGAAAGAAAAUGGGGACAUUUUUCCUAGGGAUAAGUUGCCUAGUGAUUUGAUCUUACAAUCGCUAAACAAAAUGUCAUUUUCAUUUCAUUUAUUCUGGUUGUGAAGCCAUAGACUCUAAGAAAAGAGUGAACAUAAGAUAAGACUAUAGUCUUAACUCUUUGUGAAAUCCACCCCGGAGCUUCUACCAGGAAUCAUGUCCACACUCUGGCAAUGCCAUAAUUUGAGUCCGGUUGCUAGACUUCUCAGCCAUGACACUCUACAACUGUCAUUUGUAAUAACAGGAACAAGAAAAAAUGAGACAAUACUACAGUUGAUUCAAAUAUUCAAGCAAUCUUUUGUUAUUAGUAUGCAUAUUAUUAGAUUGAUGGUAUUGACUGGUUAUCUUUACUUCAGAGUUCACAGGUACAUGUUUAACUUUCUUGUGCAAAAAGAGGUACAACUGGUAUAAAAGGCUUUACAGGAGAUAUUAUACAAAGUAUUAGACUUAUUGUUACAUAUUGUGUAACCCUUUAGAGACAGUAGCAGCUUGUACCAAAAUGCCCAUAGCGGCCACUACAACAUUUGACCUCCUUUUGGUCAAAUAAGUCAAAGAAAAGGUAUCGGACCGACUUGAAAUUUUCCAACAUAACAUACGUGAAGAAUUUACAAGUCUUAAUCAAACCAUUUAUUUCUGUGUCUAAAGCCCUGUUCGCAUUGGACUUAAUUUGGGUAAACUAACAGAGCCAUUUGGGUAACUUGCCCAUUUUAAGUCCAAUGCGAACAUCCGUCCGUGACCCGAAGAAGCUGACAUGUUUUGUCAUGGAAGAAUAAUACUUUCGUGAUUAUCGAACUAUUCAAUGUUACGCAGGGGGCCAGCUCGGUUAGUUUACCUACGGUCUCGGUUAGUUUAGCCGAGUCAAAUAAAUCCAAGUGCGGAGUUAACCCAUCGGAAUGUUACCCAGCGUCAUGGUUAAGUUACCUAAAAUAUUAGCCCAGUGCGAACACUGCUUUAUUCAUUUUCAUGAUAUUUUGUUCAUGAUAAUCAUGGGACAAGAUUAGCAAUGUCUGGGCAUAUGGUCAGAAAUAAGCGACUUCUAAAGGGUCAACCCAUCUACUGUUUCCAUUGUUCAGUCUUCAAAAUAAACUCGGUCUGGAUUUCAUUAAGCACUAAGAUUUAUCUUCAGACGAGUUGUCAGUAUCACUAUAUUGAUUUGUAUUGUGACAUCACAUUUUGCUUACCAGUUAACUCUUUCAGUGUCAACUUACUUGUGUGUUUUGAACUUACAUGUAAUAAAUUAUAUUUUUUUUCACCAAACAAAAUGUCAAUGUGUUGCUUUGUAGGCCCACCUCCCAAAGUCAUUUUAAAAGCCCUUUUGAGGUAUGGCGGACACAAUGAUAGAACACUAAGGUGCAGAUGCAGUGCACUACUAUCAUGCGCCAUAUCUAAAAAAGGCUAAUAGUAAAAUGUAUCUUGCUGAUUUGUGUUGCUUUGUACUUCCCAAAGCCAAUAGUAAUUCCUGAGAAUGUCCUCUCAUUAGGAGGGCUACAUCUUACAUUUGAUGACCACAGCCUAAUGAUGAUGAUGAUGAAUGCCCUCUCAUAUACCAUGAUGACACUUUCUGAGUACAUACAUGUACAACAGACCUUAUAUGUAGGCCUAUUUUUUAAAGACGUUUCUCUGAAGCGUGAUGGAGCAUUGUUUUUUUGAUGGAUUUGGCGCUAAUAUACAUUUUUGCUAUUAUUAUUUGUAUGUACUGUAUGAUAACGGCGCUUUCUUGUACAUGAAAAUAGAUCAUACAUGAA